Musa acuminata subsp. malaccensis (wild Malaysian banana) is the source of this 1837-nucleotide messenger RNA. RefSeq names its product glycosyltransferase BC10. NCBI's taxonomy places the organism in Eukaryota, Viridiplantae, Streptophyta, Magnoliopsida, Zingiberales, Musaceae. The record is from RefSeq and is a predicted model, not a curated record. Gene Ontology annotation, cellular component: membrane. Gene Ontology annotation, molecular function: glycosyltransferase activity.
UUGCAUCGCAGCUCAAUCUGGAUGUGUCAGAAUCUGGUUUGGGCAUUUCUGCAAACACAUUCCGUGCAGGCUAUACGCGAGGGGGCCAGAAAUGGCCCACGCUGUUUAAUGGGCCAAGAAGACUCCAUCGCAGUUCUGGAGGCCCGAUAAGAAUACCGAUACUUCGAUUUCUAUGCCUCUUUUUACCCCCACUCUGUUUGGUAUCUCUGUCGAUCUCCCAACUCUUCCUCUCCUGUGUGUGUAUGGAAGAAGCAACCAACCAACUCAUGAUGCUCCGCUACCACCGUCCCACCUAACCCUCCCGUCUUCUUUGGGUUCAGAUCUCAGCUCUGGAAUUCUCCACCGGAUCGACUGGGGUUCCUCUUGCCCUUGGAUCUUGGUGUAUGGUAUGAUUCUGCGACAAUGCAGCUGAGGGUUUCCUCCUUCGAGGACGUCAAGGAGUCGGCGCAGCCGAGGGCCGCCCAGCCCCGGGUGUUUCCGCUGCCGCUGCUCAAGAUCUUCCUCCCCUUAUUCGCCCUCGUCGCCGUCGGCUUCUCGGUCUUCGGCGUGUACGUGACCCGGCGCAUCGGCGUCCUCCCGGCGGCGGCCGUGGGCGGCCUCUUCCGGCCCCUUUGCGUCGAGGAGCCGCCCAGCCUCGACCGCUGGGUCCGGCCUCCGGCCGACCUGAUGCACUCGAUGAACGACGAGGAGCUCUUCUGGCGCGCGUCGUGGGUGCCGCAGGUGAAGAAGUACCCCUUCAAGAGGGUUCCCAAGGUCGCGUUCAUGUUCUUGACCAGGGGGCCUCUGCCUCUCUCUCCUCUCUGGGAGAAGUUCUUCAGAGGGCACGAGGGCCGGUACUCCAUCUACGUCCACGCGCUUCCGUCUUACCAGGCCAACUUCACCUCGGCCUCCGUCUUCUACGAGAGGCAGAUCCCUAGUAAGGUGUCUGAGUGGGGACAGAUGAGCAUGUGCGAUGCUGAAAGAAGGCUCCUUGCAAAUGCACUACUUGAUAUAUCAAACGAAUGGUUUGUCCUGUUGUCGGAGUCGUGCGUUCCGUUGUUGAGUUUCAACAUUACCUACCAGUACUUGAUAAGAUCAAGGUAUAGCUUUGUGGGGGUGACCGAUGAUCGAGGUCCAUAUGGAAGGGGAAGAUAUAAUGCGAGUAUGGCACCAGAAGUGACCAUCGAACAAUGGCGCAAGGGGUCUCAGUGGUUCCAAGUUAAGAGGAAACUGGCUGUGAGCAUAAUCAAGGACACCACUUACUAUCCAAAAUUUGAGAAGUUCUGCAGGCCACACUGUUAUGUGGACGAACAUUACUUCCCCACGAUGCUCGCGAUACAAUCGCCUAAUCUACUGGCAAACAGAAGCCUUAGUUGGGUAGACUGGUCAAGAGGCGGCGCUCACCCAGCGACCUUCGGCAAGGUCGAUGUAACAGAAGCAUUUCUUAAGAGAAUUAUUGGGGGCCGAAACUGUUCAUACAAUGACCAACCUUCACGGAUCUGUUACCUUUUCGCAAGGAAGUUCGCUCCAAGUUCGCUGGGGCCUCUGUUACAAUUGGCACCCAUUCCGCUUGGACUUGGCUAGUGGCAGCAACGCCAAGGACAAGAUGUUUCAGUUUCACAAACGCUUGUCGACUCCGAUUUCAGGAGAUCCGUUGAAAUCCAAUCUAUUUGAGAUUCAGAAAGCUUCUUUCGGUAGCGAAACCAUGUAUAGUGUUUUUCUUCUUUCUUUUGACACAGUCCUUGUCACAAUUUUUCUCUGUAUAGCAAAGAACCAAUUAUUCGUUUUACACUAUGUAAGUCGCCGGGUUUCAUGUGCAUGAAACAAUUUCUUUUGAUAUGUAACUUACUUUUUUCCU